This is a messenger RNA of Eimeria necatrix, 3762 nucleotides long. RefSeq lists its product as hypothetical. The record is from RefSeq and is a predicted model, not a curated record. Bases 1 to 3762 code for a protein of 1253 amino acids. Lineage: Eukaryota; Apicomplexa; Conoidasida; Eucoccidiorida; Eimeriidae. The transcript has 12 exons.
AUGCAGGCGGACCAGCAGCUGCCUGCUGCAGCAGGGCCGCCUGCUGCAAUCGCAGCGCCGGGUGCAGCAGCAGCAGCAGCAGCAGCAGCAGCUCCUGCUUUAGGAGGGGCAGGAGGGGUACUGCCCGUAGCUGGGGCAGCGCUGCCUGCAGCAGCAGCAGCAGCACCAGCAGCAGCAGUAAUGAUGCCAGGGAUGCAGCCGACGGAGCUGCCUGCUGCCUCACAAGAUGCAGCAGCAACAGCAGCAGCAGCAGCUGCUGCUGCUCAAAGAGCUGCUGCACUGCCUAGCCGGCUCUCGCAGCUUUUCCCAGCAGCAGCAGCAACGCUGCAGCACUUUGUAAUGAACGUUGAUCGUUUUGCUGAGGGCCCCGGCAGCAGCAGCAGCAGCAGCAGCAGCAGCAGCAGCGUCAGCUGCAUGAGCGUCAGCAGCAACGGCAGUGCAGCAACUGAGGAAGUGUCAGAGCGGCUAGCAGCAGCUCGCCGCUGCGCAGUGGCGCUGCAGCAGAUAACAGCAGCAGACGGAGCAGCAGCAGCAGCAGCAGCAGCAGCAGCAGCAGCGGGAACUGCAGCAGGUGAGGGCGUGGGGAGCUUCGGCUACGAAAACGCAGCAGCAGCAGCAGCAGCAGAAGCAGCUGCGCUGCUGCUGCCUGCCGUGCUGCAGCUGCUGCAGCGCGUACAGAUCGGGCAGCAGGAAGGGGAGCCGCAUGCGCUGCGGCAGCAGCUGCUGCUGCUGCUGCGGGCCUUAGCUGUUCCUGCUGCUGCUCCCCUCGUUCUAUCGCCGCAGCAGCUUGCUGUUUUGACGCAGCAGCAGCAGCAGCAGCUGCUGGACAACCACGCAAUGCUGCUGCCGAUAUAUGAGAAGUUGAUUGAGGCGAUAGAGCGCCAAGUGGAGACUUACAAACAAACUGGGGUGCUGCCAAAGCCAGGGGAGCUGCCGCUAGGGAGCGUGAAGAGAGAAUACGGGCAGCUAACCCCCGCGCAGCUUUCUGUGCGGGUUGGGGGAGACGCGGCUUACUGCAUCAUAGCGCUAAACACUAAACUCAAAACCCUCAAAGUGUUUGAAAUGCCCCAAAACGCGGUUUGUCUGGACUUGCUGCUGCGCUUCGUCGGCCUGGAGCUGCCGCCGGCCUUCUUGGCGGACCCAGCGACGGCCGAAGCCAGCAAAGAUUUGUUUCAGGCACAGAGCCGCAUUCUGUUGUUUAUUUGCUACCUGCUGAAGAACAGCGCCUCUGCCGACAGCAGCAGCAGCAGCAGCAGCAGCAGCAGCAGCGGGACGCUGGAAGCAUUUACUGCAAAAGCCCUGCAGCAGCUGCCGCAGGUGCACGAGGCAGCAAAACUACUUGCUGCUUCUCCUUUUGUGGGUUCGCUAACUCCCGUGGUGGAGCGGCUGAUGUCUCUUGAGCUUUCAGUCUUCACGGAAAGAAUUGACUCCUGUCUCCUCAGGGUUUACACGAUAUGUCACCUGCAUGACUUUUUGUUGAUUUUCCCUUCCCCCAUUUGCGUCUCUUUAUCUUUGCUGCUGCGCGUGGCGCGCUGGAGCGGUUUGCUGCUGCUGCAGUCUCGGCCGCACUUGUCUGCAGCAGCAGCAGCAGCAGCGACAGCAGCAGCAGCAGCAGCUUUGAAGUCGUUUGAGGGCGGGAGCGGCGGCUCUUUCGACGCCGCAGCAGCAGCAGCAGCAGCAGCAGCAACUGCAGCAGCAGCAGCAGCAGAUGUCGAAAAGAGCGGGGGCCUCGGCGGAGCAGCAGCAACAGGGGGGGGCCUCUUAGCUGUUUUGAGUAUAAGACAUUUAGUGGCAAAGUUGCUGAAUUUCGUUUGUGACCUUGCUGUUAAUAAGUACACAGAUGCUGCUGCUGCUGCUGCAGAGGAUGCUGCAGCAGAGCCAGCAGCACGCGCAGAAAGCGACCUCUCAGCAGCUGCUGAUGCAGCAGCAGCAGCAGGGGCAGCAGCAGGAGCAGCAGCAGCAGACGCUGCAGCCGGUGAUGCAGCAGCAGCAGCAGCAGCGCAAGGAAGAGCCCCAGGAGAGAUGGACUCGGGCGUGGCAGUGGGUGAUGCAGCUGUUGGUGCAGCAGCAAAUGGCAGCAGCAGCAGCAGGCGCAGCAGCAGCAGCAGCAGCAAGGAGGCCGUUCAGCGCAUGCAGCAGGAGACAAUGGACUUGCUGCUGCUGGCGCUGCGCAUUUUGUGUUCUUCUCUUAUUGAGCUGCAGGAAGAGAUUCCACACAUGCAUGCAGCUGCAUGCAGCGAAGGGCUCGAGGAGUCUGAUAGCAGCAGCAGCACCAGCAGCAGCACCAGCAGCAGCAUGAGCAGCAGCAGCAGCAGCAGCAGCAGAGCCGUGCACUUUUACCCUCCAGCGGUGCCUUUGCCGGGGGCAGUGGGCUCUUCAGGGGGCCCAGCAGGCGCAGCAGCAGCAGCAGCUGCUGCUGCUGCUGCUAAGCCGCUGUCGCCGCAGCAGCAGCAAGUGUAUCAGUCAUUUCUAAGAGAGACAAAAAGCUUUUUGCGCAGCACUUGCAUCGCGCUGCGGUGUUUGGUUUAUCAAAUAGUGGUGCUGCCGCUGCAGCAGCAGCAGCGGCGGCUGCAGCAGCAGCAGCAGCAGCAGCAGGGCAGGGCCUCGUCCGUAGCAGCUUCAGCAGCCUCAGCUGGCAGCAGCAACAACAGCAGCAGCAGCAGCAGCAGCAGAAGAGCUUCUUUUGAUGUGCGGCUGCUGCCCCAGGGACAAAUGCUGCCUCCUGGCUACAGGGCGCUGCUGACUGAGGCCUUUUACGCAACUGUGGGAAGCGCCUUAACCUACGCCAAAUGUUUUGCCUACGCCGCCACCACAAGGCUUCAGCACCAUGUAGAAGAGGGCGGCAUCGGCUGCACCUUGAUUGCGUUGCCUCCAACUUACCCGCUGACAGGGGCACUCUUCAAGGGCAUUCCGGAGGCGGUGGAGGUGUUGGGGCUGAACGUGGCGCAGGUGGAGGAAAAGGAACUUCUGGAGUUGGCCUCUUCAGCUUUGGCUUUUUUGCAUCCUGCAGACACAGCAGGUUUUGCUGCUGAAAAUGCUGCUGCGCUGCAGCAGCUAGUUGUCACUUACCCGCAGUGCGUUGCGCUGCUGCAGUUCUUCCUGGGCCACCAGCACACCAGCAAGACCUUUGCGUGGGCCUUUCUGGAAUACUUAACCCCUCGGCUUUCUUUGCUGCGGGAGCGGCGUGCUGCGCUGCUGCCGCCGAUGCUGCCGCAGCGCAACAAGUUCAUUCCUUGCAUGCGCAGUGUCAGCAGCAGCAGCAGCAGCAGCAGCAGCAGCAGCAGCAGCGGCAACAGCCAGAGCGAUGAAGUCCUCCUCGAGGUGUACAGACAGUUCGAUGGAUCUUCUCAACUCUCUUCUCAAGCUCAAACAAGCGACUUGCUUAUGCUGCCUUUAGAAAUGCAGGUCCCCAUAGCAGGCCAAGGGGUUUUGUGUUUAAUGCCAUUUCCCCACAUAUCAGCGCAGCUUGUGGGGCCCUCGCAGGCCCCCGAUGCUGCUGCUACUUGUUCGCGGCACGCGUGGCAGCGUCUGUGCGCAGCACGUUCUGCUGCUGCUGCUGCUGCUGCUGCUGCAGUGGGCGGCGCGGCCUGCGCCUGCAGCAGCACCAGCAGCAGCACCUGCUGCUGCAGCAACACGGGGGGGAGGCCUCAAAGGCAACUCGGACUUUCGAAGCAGCUGCUUUUUGCGGUGGACAUUUUCGACAAGCCAGAUGCAGUGGCAGCAGAAGAAGCCUACAAGGCCAGCGCAAGCCCUAAACCCUAA